Molecule: messenger RNA, 372 nt
Organism: Helobdella robusta
Lineage: Eukaryota; Metazoa; Annelida; Clitellata; Rhynchobdellida; Glossiphoniidae
Exons: 2
Coding region: 1-372 (123 amino acids)
Biological process (GO): protein polyubiquitination; protein monoubiquitination
Molecular function (GO): ubiquitin protein ligase activity
Source: RefSeq, a predicted model, not a curated record
AUGGAAGCCUCGUUUGAACCAACAUCAUCUUAUUCGAGGUUGAAACCUGACGAUUGUGUGAUAUGUUUGAGCGCCAUACAACCAUCAAAAAAGGCCAAAAUAUAUGGAUGCUUGCACGCCUUCUGCUUUGACUGCAUCAAAGAGUUUGCCAGGAAAAUACGUCCAUUCUGCCCAACUUGUGACCAGGAAAUCAGUUACGUGUUACACAACCUACGUGGAGACGAACAGAAUGAUGAAAAUAAUUUCUCUGGAGAUUUCUACUUGGUCGAAUUCUGUCAUCACAGUCAUUGCAAUUUUUUCAACACUGCCUGGAGUCACAUGUCUCGAGAACUUGGCCCUAGGCAGACCUGCAACGAGCAGUUCCUAUCUUAG